AUGCUGACACAAUUACUUCUCGCGGCUGCAACAGCAAGCGCGUUAAGCAUCCCGAGCAACAAUAUGACAGGAACAGCCAAGCUCCUCCUCGGCACACCCAACACCAUCUCCAUUGCCGACUUUGAUGGCACUAAAUUUAGCAUUGCUUCAAAGAAGAGCUUCUCCGGGAACCCAACAUGGAUGGUAUUUGACGAAGGCAAGCUGUACGCUGUGGAUGAAAACAGCGCCACGACACAUCUCCUUAAAGUCGAUCUUGCAGGCAACAAGAUCGACGAAGUGUCCACCACCAGCGGCAGCAACGGCGUCGUGCACCUCGAACUCACCAAGGACAAGACGCAGAUGCUCGGAGCGGCGUACGGAUCCGCCGCAAUCGACGUCUUUGACACCCAAGGCGGACUAAAGUACGUCAAGUCCAUCAAGUCGGAUGACCAGGUCGGCCCCAAUCCAACCCGCCAGGACAAACCGCACCCUCACCAGUCUGUGAUGGACCCCUCAGGUCGUUUCUUCGCCGUCAAUGACCUCGGCACGGACAAGAUCCUCAUCCUCGACAGCCAGGACGGCUUCAAGAUCGUGAACCACGUCCCCGUUCAGCCUGGCGGCUGUGGUCCCCGACACGGCGCCUUCCACCCUGUCGGUGCGGAAAAGGCAUCCCACUACGUUGUUCUCUGUGAGAUUAAGAACCUCGUCGUGACGUACUCGCUCAAGUAUGGCGGUGCCAAGGGCAUCGAGUUUACGGAGGUGCAGUCCAUUUCUACGUUCAAGUCCCAGGCCGAUAUGCCGGCUACGGCUGCGGCGGGAGAACUCGUCAUUGCGCCGGAUAACAAGAGCGUCUAUGUGUCGAAUCGCUUGACGGGCGGGGAUACGGAUAACAUUGCGCACUUUCGUGUGGCGGGUAAUGACUUCAAGUUGGAGUUUGUAGGGCUGACGUCUACGGGGGGCAAGUUGCCGCGCAUGUUUAGUGUUUCGACGGAUGGGAAGACGUUGUUGGUUGGGAAUCAGGAUGGCAAGCUGGGUCUUGUGGCGUUGAAGAGGAACGAUGAUGGUAGCUUGGUGCAGGCUCCGGUUGCGAGUUUGGAGAUGAGUCAGUUCCCUGGGGAGAAGGCUGGUCCGUCGUUUGUGCAGCAGGUUGCUUGA
Messenger RNA from Pochonia chlamydosporia 170, 1134 nucleotides. RefSeq names its product carboxy-cis,cis-muconate cyclase. The coding region runs from base 1 to 1134 and encodes 377 amino acids. The transcript has a single exon. Lineage: Eukaryota; Fungi; Ascomycota; Sordariomycetes; Hypocreales; Clavicipitaceae. The record is from RefSeq and is a predicted model, not a curated record. Gene Ontology annotation, molecular function: protein binding; 6-phosphogluconolactonase activity.